Messenger RNA from Dichotomopilus funicola, 3237 nucleotides. RefSeq lists its product as uncharacterized. The record is from RefSeq and is a predicted model, not a curated record. The transcript is spliced from 7 exons. Lineage: Eukaryota; Fungi; Ascomycota; Sordariomycetes; Sordariales; Chaetomiaceae. The coding region runs from base 1 to 3237 and encodes 1078 amino acids. Gene Ontology annotation, molecular function: DNA binding.
AUGGAGGAGCAACAACCAUCUUUCAUGACGCUCAGGGCGAGGCGGCCCGCCAACGACGAGCGCAGCAUGAGCAGCGCCGACUCCGCUUAUGGCUCGGCCACGGAGAGCACAACUCCCCCAGCGACCCACGACCUCAGUCGUGUGAGCUACCAUGUGAAGCACAUCGAUAGCUUUGCUCAGGCACUCCAAAAUUCGGCAACGAGGGCGUUCCCCAACCGCGGCCGUGGCCAGAGGUACACCAAGGUGCAGGCUCUCAUGCUCCACUGGAAGUCUGAUGAUUUGUUCGUACUUCCCGAGCUCGAGGACCUGGAGAAGUGCUUCCGCGAGCGCUACAACUUCGCCACCGAUAUCUUCUCCAUCCCCUCUGAGAAUCCCCAUCUGGAGUUGAUGCUCAAGAUUGGCGAUCUGGUCAAGCAGCACGAAUCUGAGGACACUCUGUUUGUCGUUUAUUACGGUGGCCAUGCAAGGAUAGAUGAAUCGCGUCAGAGUACGUGGUGUGCAAACCGCCGUCCCGGUUCCCCCUGGCUCCAAUGGUCUGCGAUCCAGACUCUCCUCGAACGGUCCAUCUCGGAUGUUAUGAUCCUCCUCGAUUGCUGUGCUGGAGCUGCGAGUGCCACUUUCCCCACCGGGAAAAGCAUCACAGAAACCAUCUCGGCAUCGAGUUGGGAUGCUAUUGCGCCUGACCCGGGUCGCUAUUCGUUUACCAACGCCUUAAUCGAAGUGCUCGAGGAGUGGCGCCAACGGACCUUUUCAGCCGCCAUGCUCCACGCCGAAAUUCUUGCUCGUUUAAAGCACCCACGGCCUAUCCUUAUCAACGGGAAACAUUUCGAAGCCCGAUCCACUCCAGUGCAUUUCAUGAUGACUUCCAAUCAUAGGGCGCCUAGUAUAGAGCUGUGUCGGCUGGUCCCCCGAAAACACAUCCCCUUGUCUCCACCAACAACCGAAGCGGCUUAUUGGAGCCACCCUACCCUCCCGAGGAUGAUCGAGGGCCGGAACCCGGUUGAACAAAUACCCCCCCUUCCCGACUACGGGAUUCCCGCCACCUCGGAACCCAAUGAGGAUGAGCCUCAUGUGCUUAUCUCGUUGGCGCUGGAAGAUGACCAACGCCUGGAUCUGAACGAUUGGGAGACUUGGCUUGGCGCGUUCCCUGCCAUUGCAAAAUACGUCAAAGUCCAAGGCAUCUUCAAAAGCCAUUCCACCAUGCUCUUGCUCUCGCUUCCGGUUAUGGUUUGGGAUUUCCUUCCUGAUGACCCGGCCUGCUCUUUUGUCGCCUUCAUCCGGUCGAACAAUCUCAUCAACGUUCAGAAGCCUGCCCAGGAACCAGAGAGCGUCCCAGUUGCGGAACCAGUACCUGUCACCGAAACAGUUCGCGACGAUACCGAAUCCUAUCUAUCCGGGACGACAUAUGGGCCGUCGGAGAGUUUAAAUAUGGCUCGACACCUAGCUGCGACCUCUGGCCUGCACCGCACCCACUCCAGUGCGGUCACCCCUUACCCUCAAAUGAACCAUCGACUACCCCCACACGUCGGGCCCUUGACCGGCAAUCGGUUCGAUUCUUCCGCCCCCGAUGCGUACCCGUCCUCCGGGUCCAGUUCACGGCCCCGGCCCCAACCUUCGAUGGCCAGUCUGGGUGGGUCUCUGAGAAACGUGGCUUCCACCACUUCAUUGCGUACCAUCGACAGACGCUACCACAACUCCCUGGGGAUAGGUGCAGGAGGUGGCGGUGACUUCCCAUCUCCUAGCGAAGGGAUCUCGAGGACCAUGAUUCUCAAUCAGACCCGGACUUCUAAAAAGUCCCUCUUCCAGCCCGACCAAGACGUCCCCCGUGGGCAGCAAAUGGCGCCCCAUGUUAUUGGGCGCUUGGAGGAUUACUUUCAGAAAGACCCGGAACCGAGCGUCGCCAUUAUAGAACACUUGGCCUCAAACCUCGGGGUUGAGACCGCCGAUAUCCACUUCUGGUUCCACCAUCGCCGAGAGGAACGGAUGACGGACAACAACCUCCAGGCCCUGAGGGAUGAAAGCCCGCAGCAAAUUACCCAGGACGGUAGCCGCAUGAUACUGCCCGGUCACCUUAACAGGCUUCUCGAAAUUUACCCCUCUAAAGGCAUCCUGCUUGUCGACCUACGUUCGUCGACAGACUUCGAACGCUCGCAUAUCCAUGAUGCCAUCAACCUGAGAGCGCCCCUCAGCUUUGUGGAGAAUACGUCUCUCGAGAUGAUCGAGGACACAUUUAUGGACGACCAAAGCCGCCGCAGUUUCAGCAAGUGGUCGCACUUCAAGUGUGUCGUCUUCUACGAUCGAGUCGUUGAGUUUGGCUGGGAGUGCCCUGUUGCCGACGCUCUGUACGCCAAGUUCCGGCGCAAGGGGUGGCAGGGCCAAUCAUUCAUCCUCAAAGGCCACUAUCGCGAGUUCUCGGCAUCCUUUGACAAGCAUAUCGGUGGAGCUAAGAUGACGAGUGAGGCUAAGGAGUAUGUUGACGGUCUCCGGCAACAGUCUAGCCCAACAGAUCUUGAAGCGCACACCCGGAACGAGGAUUAUCGCGAGUGGUUAGAUAUAUUCACCAGCCAACAACGCGCCGGGACAGUCGACCUCAUCCCAGCGAGAAAGUUCGAGCGCAGGAGGACAGUCGAGCAGCACCAAAAGGAGCUUGAAGUCGAGUUCGAGGCACGCUUCCCGGCACUGUACAAGAAGUCCCAAACGAUGCGCCCCGUCGAAGUCUUCGACGAACCCACUUCCCCAGCCGGCUCACCUCCUCCACCUUUCCACAGCGGAACCCGACGGAGCCAGUCGUUCAAGCAGGUGGACUGGUCUGGGGUAGCCGGUCGCGACCACGACAAAAGCCUAGACGAUGAUGACUUUGACUUGCGUAAAGCGCCCCUCGUCGGCCCGCUCACUAGCGGCCUGGAAAAGAUGCGAGCCGCGGCUGCUGCAGGUGGGGGAGGGAACCUACCGCGUUCCGACUCAAACACUUCCUUGAAGAAGUUUGAGGACUAUCCCGUGAAGCAUAGGGAGGAUUAUUUUGGAAAUGAGUACGACCACGACUACGAGGAGAUUGAUCCCAAGAGUGAAGGGCUUGGAAACGAUCCCGGGUUCCAGGAAGCCGGACUUCCAGCAGGCGGAGAGGGUGCCGCCACCGCAUCUACUGGGAAGCAUGAAAGGGGGGAUGUCGCGGUAAAAAAGACGAGUAAGAAGCGGCCGCAGAUUUGGGAACGGCUAAGGAGUGGGGGCACGAAGUGA